AUGUUAGCAGCAAUAACGGCCGCAGUAGCAAUGGGCGCAGAGGCAACAAGUGCAGCAGCAGCAGCAGCAGCAGAAGUGACGACGAACGCUGUAGCAGCGACAGCAGCAGCAGUAGUACCAGCCUCAGCAGCAGCACUACGCAUGGCCGCAGCAGCAGCAGCAGCAGCAGCAGGCGUUGGUUCUGCAGCAGCAGCAUUGCUGUUUGCCUUUGGUGCUGCCGCUGCUGCAUGCAUGCGCCAAGCUGCAGCUGACGGAGCUGCGGUCAACUUGCUGCUGCCAGAUGCUGCUAUCUACAGGCAGCUGCUGCUGCGGCUCUCUCAGUGGAAAGAAUUCAGUUUGCUGCUGCAGCAGGAGCAGCAGCCUGCUGCUGCUCAAGUCGCUUUGGGGCAACUUGCUGUUGCAUGCGUCGCCUUCAAGCCCCAGCAAAUGGAAGCCCUGCAGCAGCAGCAGCAGCAGCAGCAGGAACAGCAGCAGCAGCAGCAGGAACAGCAGCAGCAGCAGCAGCAGCACGAGCAGCAGCAGAUUCCGGAUGGAGUUGCGAGCGGCUGCCGUGAUGAAAAUGUUUGCCAGCGCAGCAGCGGCAACAGCGCCAGCAGCAGUAGCAGCAGCAGUAGCAGCAGUAGCAGCAGCAGUAGCAGCGGCAGCAGCAGCAGCAGCCUCUGUGAGCUGCAGGACAUGGUAUUGCUGAAUGUCUUCAGAGCUGCUUCAGGACUCAUCGAAUGGAGCGCCCCAAACCCAGCAGCAGCAGCAGCAGCAGCAGCAGGAGCAGCAGCAACAACAGGAGCUUCAGGAGCAGCAGCAGAAGGAGCAGCAGGAGCAGGAACAGGAGCAGCAGCAGCAGGAGCAAGAGCAGCAGCAGCAGCAACAGCAGCAGCAGCACCAGAAGCAGCAGCAAAACUGGGGCGCCCCAGUCCACAUCUGCUGCAGCAGCUUCAAGUAGCAGCUCUUGCCAUUUGGUUUGAAAGACAAAAUGUCAAAAUAAAACUCUUGGGGGCCCCCCUGGGGGCCCCUCUGGGGGCCCCCCUGGGGGCCCCUCUGGGGGCCCCCCUGGGGGCCCCUCUGGGUCUGGGGGAGGCCCCCAGUGAGGUGGAGGCCUCCCGCUGCAGCAGCAGCAGCAAGGACCCGUUGCUGCUGCUGCUGCUGCAGCAAGUCAAAGCGCCGAAUGAAGACAAGCUCCGAGUCAGCAGCAGCAGCAGCAGCAGCAGCAGGUGGGGGCGCAGAAGCAGCAGCGAGCAGCAGGAGGAAGCUGCUGCUGCUGUCAAAGCUCUGGGGCUGCAUGCAAUUCGAGAAGCAGCUGUGGGGCCUUUUGCUGCUGAUUUGCUGCUGCCGUCUGUACACUGCGUCCUCGAGAUUGACGGCCCCAACCACUUUAUUAAACCCCCCAGCAGCAGCAGCAGCAGCAGCAGCGGUAAACAUAGCCGCAGCAGCAGCAGCAGUGGUAGUAGCAGUAAGAGCCGCAGCAGCAGCAGCAGCAGGACCAGUAGCAGCAGCAGCAGCAGCUGUGGGGUCUGGGGGUCUGCAGCAAUUGGUGAGAAGCAGGAAGCAAUUUAUUGUUUAAAAGCAGCACUGAAGCAGCGGCUGCUGCUUGCUGCUGGGCUGAGGGUGGUGAGGCUUUCUUUUAGAGACUGGCCGCAGCAGCAGCAGCAGCAAAUCAGAGCCCUGGCGGCGCUCUUCAGGCAGCUGCAGCAGCAGCAGCAACAGCAGCAACUGGAUGAAGAGCAGCAGCAGCAGCAACUGCAGCACCAACUCCACGAAGAACAGCAACAGCAGCAACCGCAGCAGCAGCAGCAACUGCAGCAGCAGCAACUGCAGCAGCAGCAACUGCAGCAGCAGCAGCAGCAACUGCAGCAGCAGCAGCAGCAGUGGGGCGCCCACUGGGCAGGCUGCGGCGGGGGCCUUCUGGUGUACAGACCCUACCUGUGCAAGCUGGCGCAAACCGUCCAAUAA
Molecule: messenger RNA, 1947 nt
Organism: Eimeria tenella
Lineage: Eukaryota; Apicomplexa; Conoidasida; Eucoccidiorida; Eimeriidae
Exons: 2
Coding region: 1-1947 (648 amino acids)
Biological process (GO): regulation of transcription by RNA polymerase II
Cellular component (GO): nucleus
Molecular function (GO): transcription cis-regulatory region binding
Source: RefSeq, a predicted model, not a curated record